Molecule: messenger RNA, 1694 nt
Organism: Cornus florida
Lineage: Eukaryota; Viridiplantae; Streptophyta; Magnoliopsida; Cornales; Cornaceae
Exons: 1
Coding region: 207-776 (189 amino acids)
Source: RefSeq, a predicted model, not a curated record
ACAAUAUAAAUUAGAAGGUAGGGGCAUACCAUCUCCUACUUGAUAUCAACUUCAGAUUCAACAACUUGUCUAAAACUUCAAUUUCUCUCAAAUCCACUCUCACUCUUGCUGUCAUCCAAACCUAGCUAGCUCUCUACUUUCUCCGAUUAGGGUCUUUUUCAUCUCCUUGAAAAAGGUUAUUUUCUAGUUGUUUGAGUGGUUGUGUCAUGGCACCAUUUAGAGAGAUUCUUGUUGGUUUUAACACUAAGAGCAACAUUGUCCAGAAGCCCUCAAAACUGUCAAUGGAAAAUCUCCAAAGAACCAUAUCUGAUAUCUCAUUAGAACUAAGCAAAGAAGCCAAUGAAGCAAAAAUACUACCACCAAUUUCUGAGGUUGAGGAUGCCAAGUGUGAGUGCUGUGGCAUGUGUGAAGAGUGCACGCCGGAGUACAUAAACCGUGUCCGCGACAAGUUUUCCGGAAAGUUGAUAUGUGGGCUGUGUGCUGAGGCAGUGAAGGAGGAGAUGGAGAAGAAUGGAGGGAAGAGAGAAGAAGCUUUGAGUGAGCACAUGAGUGAAUGUGUGAAGUUCAGUAGGUUUGGUAGGACAUACCCUGUGUUGUACCAAGCCGAGGCCAUGAGAGAACUACUGAAGAAAAGCACAAGGUUAAAUGGAGGUAGGGCUAAGUCUGUUAGCCCUAGAGAUAGGGGUGGACCAAAUAAGGGUGGCAUAGCAAGGAGCUCGAGUUGCAUUCCGGCGAUCACGAGGGAGAUCAAGGACCUGAAAAUGUUAACGGAAUAAUAUUGAAUACUGGGUACCUAUUAUGUAGUAUUCUCGGCCAAUAAAUAUUUACUAUUUUCUUAAUUAUGGAAAAUAAAAACUAACUAUCGGGUCGAUGUACUACAUUGUUGAUACCCAUGGUACCGAAUACUUUCUCGUUGUUAAUAUGGUCUUUCCAUCUCAGGCAUUUCAGCUGCUCUCUAGUUUAUGCCUUUAUGCUAUAGCUUCUUGUAAAUUAUAGUAUUGUUAGCAUAAAACUAGGGAUAAUUUUGGCAAUUUGAUCUUCUCUCUCUGAGUUUUGACGACUGCUAAGAUAUAUAACUGAUUUACCAGUAUUUUCUCGUUGAACAUCAAGGGUUUUCAUUUUGAAAAAGAUACUCGAUCUCUUGUCGCAUGUAUUACUCAUAAAAUUGUAACCUCUGUUUCUCAAUUAUUUUUUUUUGGUUAAAAGGUAAGCUUUUAUAAAGAAAAAAUUAAUGUACAAUGUAGUAGCCCACUAUAGGGCAGCAAACAAUUACAAGGCCAGUGCCAAGGCCGAACCCAGAAGACAUAGCAGCCACCUAACGGAGGUCAUGAGAAUGCACUUGCACACCAUGUAUGAUUUCCUGCAAGAAUAAUUGUAGCAAGUCUUCCUGCUCAGUCAUAAGUCUCAGCUGAGCACCACUCCUUAACUUUAGUGAUGAGAGCUUAGCUAUGUUUCUCAAUUAUUGUUUGUAAAUAUCUUCAUGUCUGGUUUCUCUAGUAGGAUUUACAAUUACUUGCUUCCAGUAUUAGGAUUGUUUCAAGUCUUGGUGUGUGAGUGUAUUCUUGCCAUUAAAAAAAAAAUAAAAAAAAUUAUAUACUAAUUAAACAACUCUUGGAAAUUUGUUAGUUGAUAGAUGUAUAGUGCAUCCCUCGUGUGGUCCUAAAUUCAUAAUUCCCAUUGUAACUAUUGAGGUC